Psilocybe cubensis is the source of this 753-nucleotide messenger RNA. RefSeq lists its product as uncharacterized. The coding region runs from base 1 to 753 and encodes 250 amino acids. The record is from RefSeq and is a predicted model, not a curated record. The transcript has 2 exons. Lineage: Eukaryota; Fungi; Basidiomycota; Agaricomycetes; Agaricales; Agrocybaceae.
AUGAAACUCAAACUCACCGACUUCAUCCGGGACCAAUACACCUCCCUCUCCCUCCCAUCCCCAUCCCAAUCACAACUAACGAACAAAACCAUCCUCAUCACCGGCGGCAACACCGGCCUCGGCUUCGAAACAGCUGUGCACUUCGCAUCGAUGGCGCAGCCGCUGGCGCCCGCGCGCGUCGUGAUCACGUGUCGGACGGCGGAGAAGGGGGCGGAGGCUGUGGCGCGGAUUGUUGGGCGUGCGGGCGGGAGGGCGGUUGCGGUUGCGGUUGCGGGGGGUGUUGACGUUGGGGGAGGGCAGGGAAAGGGAAAGGGUGAGGUAGAAGGAGAGGGAGAGGGAGAGGGAGAGGGGCAGGGGCAGACAGCGGAGGAAGAUGGGAAGGUGAGAGUCGAAGCGCGCGUCCUGGAGCUCACGGAUUUCGCGUCGGUCCGCGCGUUCGUGGACGCGUUCGAGCGCGCGCAUGAGAGGCUCGACAUUCUCCUCGCCAGCGCAGCUGUAUCACCUACCAAGCUCGGGUUCACAGCCGACGGAUGGGAGACGACGACACAAGUGAACAUCCUCUCCCCCGCUCUUCUCACACUCCUCCUCAUCCCAUGCAUGAUGCGCACCGCGCACCGAUACAAAACGACACCGCGCAUCCUCCUCGCGACGAGCGAGCUACACCAUAUGGCCACGCUCGACGCCGCUAUGCUCGAUUCAGGCCGCUUUUUUAGGAUGUAUGGGUAUAAAGACGAUAUGGAUAUCAAAACGUGA